AUGAAAGAAGAAAGAGAAAAGAAAAAGAAAAAAAAAAGGAAAAAGGAGGAAAAAGAAAGAGAAAAACAUAGAGACAGAGAUAGGGAUAGGGACAGAAAUAGGGAUAGAGACAGAGAAAGGUCAAGAUCCAAAGAUAGAAAAAAAGAAAGAAAAAGAUCAAUUUCAAAAGAAAAAGAUAAAGAAAGAUAA
Dictyostelium purpureum is the source of this 189-nucleotide messenger RNA. RefSeq lists its product as uncharacterized. The coding region runs from base 1 to 189 and encodes 62 amino acids. Lineage: Eukaryota; Evosea; Eumycetozoa; Dictyosteliales; Dictyosteliaceae. The transcript has a single exon. The record is from RefSeq and is a predicted model, not a curated record.